Molecule: messenger RNA, 939 nt
Organism: Octodon degus (degu)
Lineage: Eukaryota; Metazoa; Chordata; Mammalia; Rodentia; Octodontidae
Product: olfactory receptor 50-like
Exons: 1
Coding region: 1-939 (312 amino acids)
Biological process (GO): G protein-coupled receptor signaling pathway
Cellular component (GO): membrane
Molecular function (GO): G protein-coupled receptor activity; olfactory receptor activity
Source: RefSeq, a predicted model, not a curated record
AUGAACAAGGAUAAUCAGAGUACUGUGUCUGAAUUCAUCCUCCUGGGGCUCCCUAUCAGCCUGGAAGAGCAGGGCAUGUACUAUGCCCUAUUCCUCAUCAUGUACCUGACCACAGUGCUGGGGAACCUGCUCAUCAUCCUGCUCAUCAGGCUGGACUCCCGCCUCCACACCCCCAUGUACUUCUUCCUCAGCCACUUGGCUCUCACCGACAUCAAUUUCUCAUCAGUCACAGCCCCAAAGAUGCUCAUGAAUAUGCUGACCCACAGUCAAUCUAUCUCUUAUGCUGCGUGCAUUUCCCAAUCAUAUUUUUUCACAUUGUUUGCGGAUAUUGACAGCUUCCUUCUCACCUCAAUGGCCUAUGACAGGUAUGUGGCCAUCUGUCACCCCCUGCACUACUCCACCAUCAUGAGUCGGAACCUCUGUCUCCUGCUAGUAAUUGUGUCCUGGGGGUUAUCCAUUGCCAACGCCCUUGUGCAUACUAUUCUACUAUCCUUCCUCUCUUUUUCUAGAGAUAUCACUCUCCACCACUACUUCUGUGACCUCUCUGCCCUGCUCAAGCUGUCCAGUUCAGAUACCACCAUCAAUGAGAUGGUCAUCCUCAUUCUAGGAAGUGUGGUCAUGACCCUGCCAUUUAUGUGCAUUUUGUUGUCUUAUGGUCACAUUGGAGCCACCAUCCUGAAGGCUCCCUCAAUCAAGGGAAUCUGCAAAGCUUUGUCGACAUGUGGUUCUCACCUUUGUGUGGUUUCUCUUUACUAUGGAGGAAUUAUGGGAAUCUACUUUUUCUCCUCAUCUAAUAACACUAAUGACAAAGAUAUCAUUGUGACUGUGUUGUACAGUGUGGUCACACCCAUGCUGAAUCCCUUUAUCUACAGUCUGAGGAAUCGAGAUAUGAAAGGGGCUCUGAGAAAUUUACUCAGUAGAGAAAUAUUUUCAGUGUGA